Messenger RNA from Trichoderma gamsii, 1782 nucleotides. RefSeq lists its product as hypothetical. The record is from RefSeq and is a predicted model, not a curated record. NCBI's taxonomy places the organism in Eukaryota, Fungi, Ascomycota, Sordariomycetes, Hypocreales, Hypocreaceae. Gene Ontology annotation, molecular function: protein serine/threonine kinase activity; ATP binding. Gene Ontology annotation, cellular component: nucleus. Bases 1 to 1782 code for a protein of 593 amino acids. Gene Ontology annotation, biological process: protein phosphorylation; mitotic DNA damage checkpoint signaling. The transcript has 2 exons.
AUGUGCAUCAGCGCAAGUCGCGACAAGGCAGAGAAUCAGUUGAAAUGGUCUUUCAUUCGAGUAAAACAUACUCAGUCCUCCAGUUGCUUUUCUCAUGCCCGACAACCGCCGUUUCCAGCGCCCAUCGCCCGCUACAGCUACUGCUCCUCGCCAGCCAUUCUCAUGACACUCGCAGACGCUGCUCCCAAUGGCGAAUCAACUGAAGAGGCCAGCGACAUCCUGUUUGCCGUCUUCUCUGCAGAUAACGAAGCUGCGAUUCAUCUGUUAGAGACCAUCGAAUGCAAAGUAUCGCCUCCCACCCUCAAGAGCGACGAAAACGCAAUUGGUUAUCAGCUAUCGUUGCCCUCUCUAUGCGACAGCUUCGACUCCGGCCGCUUCAGAUGGCGCAUCGGUGCCGGUCCAUCUCCAGCGCUGGUUGAGAAAGGACUGUGUCACUGCAAGCCGGAUAUUCUUCUAUGUCCCCCCGGCAGAACGCCCAGCUCGACAGCAGUCCGCCGAUUCAUCAAAGACAUUCACGCCACCAUUCAUAUCCAUCCGCGAUCAGGCGUCCUACUGCUGAAGACGCACUCUAGCCGGCCUAUUGUCUACGAACAGGGUGACGUGGACGAUGGCGAUUUGACUUUGGAUGCAUCACCGAGGAGGAAUACAUGCGUUUUGCGGCGACAACGUAACUAUCUUCGCUUUGGCCGAUAUCGUUUUGUUCUUGAAUUUGUCGCCAGUGACCAAAGUCGCAAAGGCCUCAACUCGCAAUUUGACGAGAAUCUCGAUUGUUGUUACAGUGGCCUCCGCCCUUCUCAGCUUCUCAGCUUUAUACCUACGUCACAUUCUGAGACUUCUUGGAAUGUAUGGCUUCAUCAGAAGAUUCCGAACUCUUCUAUAAUCUCCGGCGUUGACAUCCACACGGGCUGGCCGGUUGCUGUUAAAAAGUUAGAGACCAGGUCUAAAGGGCGACAACAUAUGCGACGGCGGCUACAAAUUGCCUCUCAGUAUAAAGAUAGGUUGCAUAAAGGUGUCUUGGGUAUUAUUGAUAUCUGGUGCGAGCACAAGUCACCAUCUCCAUGCCUUUUUAAUAGGCAGAGCGAAGCCACGAACCGCUGUCUCCAUACAUUCUACUCUGUGCCCCUUGCCGAGCACGAUUUCCUCAACAUGCCAUGGGCCAAGGUCGAUAUCAACACGCGCCUACUCUAUCUCUUUCAGACUCUGACAGGGCUAUCUGAGAUACAUCAGCAAGAUAUUGCUCACGAAAAUAUCUCACCCGAAUCAUUGUUGAUAUUGGCUGACACGAAAGGCGAACCACUGCCAGGUGUCAACUCACUGCCAAAAAAGGCAGCCAUUUCUCUCUCCAUACAACCGCAUGGCAAGAAGCCAAGUGCCAGUGUAUGCGUUGCGCCAGAAGUUUGGAAAUCCAAGGCGAUUUUGGAUCAAUUCAAAGCUGACAUCUGGUCACUUGCUGCCUCAUGGCUGUUUGCUUUCGUGCGGCCACCAAGGGAUAUCAGAAUCACCAAAGAGUCUUAUCACACUCUGGAGAAGACAUUAGAUGGCCAGUGUGAAAGAGGCUUCAUACCAGGCCUGUUUGCAACUCUUUUGCGCCAAAUGCUGGCAUGGGAUCCCAAGGACCGACCAAGCGUCGAAGAAGCGCUUGCGCAUGAAGCAUGGGUGCCUGUGCUGGCACAUGGGCAGUCAAUCGCGGACGACAGAAAGCGAAAGCGAAUAGAGCAGACACAGAACCCUUCUGCCCAAACCAGGAGAGCUAGAGUACUUUCACCCGACGCGAAUGAUUGA